AACUGUAUUUCCCUAUAUAAGCAAUGAACAAUUGAAAAUUAAAAAAUAAUAAUAGCAUCAAAAGCAUGAUUUGGGUGUGUUGAUAGAAAUGUCCUAAAUCAUGCGGUGGUGAUUACCUGAUUAUAUACAUUUGUUAAAACUCAGAAAACUGUACACUUAAAAUUAGUGAGUUUAAUUGUCGUGUAAAUUAUACCUCAAUGGAGAGAGAAAAAGCACCUACUGUGUGCCCAGUUCCAGGUGCUGAGCACACAGCACAGAACAAAUAAAGCUUUUCCAUUGGAGCUAACUUUCUAGCCAGGGUUAGACCUUUGAAAAUGAAUAAAUGAAUGAAUGCACAUGUCAAGUAGUGAAAAGUGCUAUGAAUUAAAAUAAAGCAGGGCAAGGGUGCAGGAUGGCGGGAGAGGGGGUGUGAAUUCUCUUAUACAGAAUGGGCAAGAAAGGAUUCGCACGGAUAAGACGACAGUUGAGCCGAGACCUAAAUUAGAUGAACCGACCGUCUCCGGCCGCCUUUGACCGGCAGAGGCCAGUCCGAGGGCGGGGCGACUCCGGACCUCGAACCACUGGGAGUCGGCCGCCCGCUUCCGGCGGCGGCGCGGGGGCGGCCGGGAGCCCGGAAGUCCGUCGAGGGAGGGGAGUCCCGCGGCCGCGCGGGGGCCGCCGGGAUACCGGAAGUCCGCCGAGGGCGGUGAGUCUCGCGGCCGCGCGGGGGCGGCCGGGAUACCGGAAGUCCGCGGAUGGCUGUGAGUUCCGGCUGCGGGGCCGUCAGGAGCUGCCUGGGAGUUUUAAAUCGAGCAUUUCCACUGCAUACAGCACGCUCAGUGACGGACAUGGAGGCUGCUUUGCAGCUGGUACACUGGAGCCCCCUAUUUUGCAGCAAUCUCAGCUCUCAAAGUGGGCGCGGACUUGUCCCACGUGUUCACCACCCAGGAUGCCGCGCCUGUGAUCAAGUCGUACAGCCCGGAGCUGAUCGUUCACCCGGUUCUCCCGCGUGGUCAGCGUCUACUGGGCCAUGUACACAGCUCUGGAGGACAAGCGAGGUAACAGCUUGUCAGGCGGUGCUGAGGACCGCAGGGAGGACAGGGCGGGGAGUGCUGGGUGCGCGCGCGCGCGCGCGCGCGCACGCGCGUGUGUGUGUGUGUGUGUGGCGGGUGCUCCUAGGGUCGCCGUGGGCAGUGGCGCAGGGCGUGGCAUCCGGUGAAGGCGCAGACACGGGGGCUGGCGGGGAGCGGGCGUGGGAGCUCAUGCUGCAGGCCUGCUGGGGACACUUAGUCUGGGGUGCUUGGGAGGGGCUGGGUGACCAGAGAGGUUCAGGGCCACGCUUUGCUGGUCGUGGGGGUCAUAGUAAGGGUUCUGGCCCUUGGGGCCCAGGGCGGAAGCAGGGGUCCCACUGGGAGGCUGUGAUAAGCCCCUGGGGUUGCUUGCAUGCUGGGCUAGAGACAGGAGCAGGUCAGAGCCUGGCCACAGCAGGGGAGUGCAGCCCCGCCCUCCCGCAGGUGGGCCGUGAGACCGGCAGGAGCGUGGGGAAGCCACCAGGGUGUGGGCUGAGCAGGUUGUCAUCUCCAUGGCCUGCUGAUGUGCCGGCAGCCGUGGGGUGGGCAGGGGAGCCUAGAUCUGGGAGUUGUCAGCGCGUGGGCUGGUUUAAACCAGGAGGCGAAGCUGUGUGUGGGUCGGGAGGGCCCGGCGCGCUGGCGGCUGGGAGCAGACUGGAGGAGCCUGGAGGGCGUCCUGGGGCCGAGUGGAGAGCUUUGCGGAUGGUCCUGGAAGAGCCCGUGCCUGGAGCCAGACACGAGGCCUCGGCUCCCAGUGUGGGGUCCCCAGUGCGGGGUCGCCGGCAGCCAGAGCGGGGCUGCUGGGGGGCGCGGCAGGCUGUCUGGUAGCCUGUGGGCCCUGAGAGUGGCGCCGGGCCUCAGAGUAGCGCGCAGGCAUCAGGUCUGGGCCUAAGGAGGGCUCCUGAUAUUGCGGGGGGUCGGGGCGCCGCCGGGCACACGCCUCCCCGCAGGCCUGAGGUGGGGACGUCUGCACCACAGGUAGGAGUGCGCCUGCACUGCAUCUGUGCGCCUGUGUGAUGGAACCAGACUGGCACAGGUCAUUUUGAAAUGAGUCAUCGUGUCUUAUUUUAACGUGUUUUACGUACUUUUUCCCCCGUGAGUCUUAAUUUUAAAAAAAGAAAAAAAGUGUAGUAUGAUCAUGACUAUAUACCCUGCAUUAUUGACUCUCUUUCUGAUAGGAAGGAAGUUCCAUUUGCCUCAGCUUUGGUGAGACCCAGAUCCUCUGCCUACCUUUGCGGAGUUCACAGAAACAUGUGGACCACUCGAGUAAACUGCUGGGGUCCCUCCCGUGGCCUGGGAAGGGGCCCAGCAAGUGAGAGGCUCCGUGCUUGAGUUUUAUCCCCAAGAGUAUGCUGCCCUCACAUCACGCCAUACAUCAUGCUCUUUGUCGUUUCCUGUAAAACAGCACUUUCUCACCGUGUUUCCUGCCCCUGCUGCUCCCUCCUUCUCUUGUCUGCUUGUCCCCAGAGCGGGUGGCUUCCCCUGCGAGCCUCCUAAGUGGAGGUGGCUUUUCCUUUGUUCCCCCAGCCAUUGGGUCUGGAGGUGGGACGUGCGUCCUCCCGGACCAUCACCUCUCGUUCCAAAACCUCCAGCUCCUUUGAAACUCCACCCACUGACCCAGUGCCCCUCCUCCCUGCAGCCGCCUCCGAUCCCCAUCAGUCCUUGGGUAUUAGUGUCUCUCUCACCAUUGCUCCCGGGACUGUUGCUAAUGUGUGUGUAGGAAACGGCUUUACUGGGAUAGGAUUCACUGUAAAAUCCACUGACUUUAAUUGUACAGUGGUUUGUGGUAUGCUUGCCAGGUUGUUACGUCACAGAUAAUCUUAGGACGCUCCCACCACUCCAGGACGGAAGCCCCUCCCCAUCGCCACCCCAGCCUGAGGCGACCUCUCAUCUGCUUGGUUUCCGAACAUUUGCCUUUCUGAACAUUUCUUAUGCGUGGAAUCAGACAUUUGUGAGGUCUUGUGUCUGCCGCCUUUUACUUAGCAUCCUGUUUUCGAGAGGUGUCCACAUUGUAGCACGUGUCAGUGCUCUGUUGCUCUUUAACAAACAAAAACAAAACCCAGAAGUCCCCCCCGCCCAACCCCGCCAGCUGCUGGCAACCGGCAGUCUCUUCUCUAUGGGUGAGUUUGGUGUUGUGUUUUUGCGGUGUUUUUGUUUUGUUUGUUUGCUUUAAAGGUCCCACAUAUAAGAGAGAGCAUACGCUAUUUGUGUUUCUUGGGCUCAUUUCACUUAGCAGAAUGCUUUCAGGGGCAUCUGAAUGUUGAAAGCUAGACAACUAUGGUGGGGUCCUGGCUGGGGUCCUGGAACAAGAAAAGGACAUUGGGGGAAAAUCUGGAAAAAUCUGUAGUUUCAUUAAUAAAGUAAACAAAAGAUGAAAAUUUCAAGCUCUUUUGCCCUUCUUUUCCUU
Molecule: messenger RNA, 3456 nt
Organism: Orcinus orca (killer whale)
Lineage: Eukaryota; Metazoa; Chordata; Mammalia; Artiodactyla; Delphinidae
Gene: NAXD
Product: NAD(P)HX dehydratase
Exons: 5
Coding region: 735-1877 (380 amino acids)
Biological process (GO): metabolite repair
Molecular function (GO): ATP-dependent NAD(P)H-hydrate dehydratase activity
Source: RefSeq, a predicted model, not a curated record